UAGGUGACCGGUGUCGUACAUUUUGCAGAAUCACCAUGGCGUCUGUAUUGAAAGAGACUGCGGGGCUAUAUGAAACAUUGAAAACGGAAUGGAACAAGAAAAAUCCAAAUCUGAACAAAUGUGGAGAAAUUUUGAGCAAGCUUAAGAUCUCGUUAUUGGAGUUAAAUUUCUUACCAACAACUGGGACAAAGCUCACCAAACAGCAGCUUAUUUUAGCUCGGGACGUACUGGAGAUUGGCGCGUUGUGGAGUAUCCUAAAGAAGGAGAUCCCCUCAUUUGAAAGAUACAUGGCCCAGCUAAAAUGCUACUAUUUUGAUUACAAGGAUGAGCUGCCGGAGUCGGCGUACAUGCACCAGCUGUUGGGUCUGAACCUGCUCUUCCUGCUGUCACAGAACCGUGUUUCAGAGUUCCACACAGAGCUGGAGAGGCUGACCGCUAAGGACAUCCAGACCAACGUAUACAUUCGCCACCCCGUCUCCUUAGAGCAGUACCUGAUGGAGGGGAGUUACAACAAGGUGUUUCUGGCCAAAGGCAACAUCCCUGCUGAGAGCUACACCUUCUUCAUAGACAUACUGCUUGACACUAUCCGUGACGAGAUCGCAGGGUGUAUAGAAAAGGCUUAUGAACAGAUCCUGUUCAAUGAAGCCACAAGAGUUCUUUUCUUCUCCUCCCCAAAGAAGAUGACAGAGUAUGCCAAGAAGCGGGGAUGGACCCAAAGCCCAGAUGGCUACUACUCAUUCAGCGUUCAGCAGCAGAGAACAGAGGAGGUGACAAUUCCCUCCACCGAGCUGGCUACACAAGUCAUUGAGUACGCUCGGCAACUGGAGAUGAUUGUUUAGAGGGAUGUACUGUAGAAGCUACAUGACACACACACACACACACCUUGUACCCAAAUAACACACACACACACGCAGUCCUCAAACGUUGCGUGGACAGAUUGUCAGACUGGUUGGCCAGGACCUUGUUGUUCUGUUUACCUGCUUCUCACGGCUCCUUGGGAAAAGAGACAUGAGUGGAAUUAGAUGUACCAGUCUGACAGUGUGUUUUAGCGUCUGAGUAAUGUACUGAAAUAAAGUUGAGACAACACUUCACAACUAAGGCCAGUGUGCUCCGUGGGUCUUUGGGGAAUCAGCCUGGGCUUAAAGAUUGUGGAAGUGUCGGCACAUUCUCAUGCCCAAGUUGCCCUUUACCCCGACUACAUGAGGAGCUUUAUGUGACCGUUUCCAGGGUGUCUGUCUAGGGUUAGGGGUGUCAUUUGAAGAUCUCAUGGGAUUCAUUUAUUUCUGCCAAACAACGUAUGUGUUAAGUUGUCAACUUUUCUAUAAAUUCAGAUAGGUCCCUCCCCGUUCUGCGAUUAGUUUGGCUGACUGGUUACACUUGUGGUCUCGCAGCCUGUUGACAUAAUGCAUGGUGAGAUGCAGCCCAGUGGCUUUUCAACGCUGAUGGACACGGUUCUGCAUUCAUACUGGGGUUAUUCGAUUUCUUUUUUUUUUUUUUG
This is a messenger RNA of Esox lucius (northern pike), 1498 nucleotides long. It is a transcript of the gene psmd8, whose product is annotated as proteasome 26S subunit, non-ATPase 8. The transcript has 7 exons. The record is from RefSeq and is a predicted model, not a curated record. Lineage: Eukaryota; Metazoa; Chordata; Actinopteri; Esociformes; Esocidae. Gene Ontology annotation, cellular component: proteasome regulatory particle, lid subcomplex; nucleus; proteasome regulatory particle. Gene Ontology annotation, biological process: proteasome-mediated ubiquitin-dependent protein catabolic process. Bases 36 to 839 code for a protein of 267 amino acids.